Chaetura pelagica (chimney swift) is the source of this 3468-nucleotide messenger RNA. It is a transcript of the gene LARP1B, whose product is annotated as La ribonucleoprotein domain family, member 1B. Gene Ontology annotation, molecular function: RNA cap binding. The record is from RefSeq and is a predicted model, not a curated record. NCBI's taxonomy places the organism in Eukaryota, Metazoa, Chordata, Aves, Apodiformes, Apodidae. Gene Ontology annotation, biological process: positive regulation of translation; mRNA stabilization. Gene Ontology annotation, cellular component: cytosol; cytoplasmic stress granule. Bases 1 to 3468 code for a protein of 1155 amino acids. The transcript has 23 exons.
AUGUCUGGGAGCUCUUUGGCAGAAAGCAGAAAGGCAGAGCAGUUGUGGUGUGACAGUGAGGAUACCCCACUGCUGCAGUGCCUAAAUGAUAUGUGGUUCCCUUGCUACCUGGACCCAGGCAAGGUCAGCGCGGUGCGGUUCCAACCAGGGGUGCCGGAACAGCUGAAUGUGAAGCUUUUCACCAGGUUUUUCACCCCCAGCACCCGGGGUGAGCGCUGCGGGAGCAGGUGCUUUCUUGGGGGGCCGGUGCAGGCGCAAGCGGAGCUUCCGCGGGCGCGGAACGAGGCGGGAGGCGGCUCCGCGCCGGGAGUGCCCGCAGGGCCAGCCCGGGCGCUCCGGCUUUUUGACAUACAUGGGCAGAGGAGGGAAGCGAGCGAGGGGAGGUGGGGUCCGGCCGCCGCCUUCCCCCGGCUCCCGGCGAAGGAGGGUGCAGAUGGGGACACGGGGACAGGGUUCGGGGGAGGGAGAGGCUGCGCCGGUGCGAGCUUCCCGGGGGUGGGAAAUGGUCACCCCGGCCUAGGGAAGGGGGUGUGGAGGGCGGUGUGUGACCUCCGGACAGCUCUGCUCUGCUGCUGGCGAAUAGGGCUGGUUAUUGAUCCUAGAUCAUUAGGCCUAAUGAUGAUGCUAUAUGUAUCAAAGAAACUACAAAAUUCCACUAAAGUUAUAAAAGCAGCAAAACCCAGGACAAGGAAAUGCAGCAAGGGUGGUGAUUUUGGUGAUAUCACAAACUGGCCAACACCAAGUGAAAUAGCAAACAAUGAAUGUAAGACUGUAAGUCACAGUAAGAAGCCAACAAAUAGAAGAGAAAAGGAAGAGAAAUCUGAUCAAAAAAGCAAUAAUGGAAUCAAGGACAACCCAGAGGCAAAGCCUGAUGGUCCAGGAGAUAAUAUUAGUGAAGAUGAAACUCAAACUAAUAAUCAAAGGAAAAAAGGUAACAAGCAGAAAUGGGUGCCACUUCACCUGGAUGAUGUAAGGUCAGACAGUCAAGAAAGACCAGGCUCUCGAACUAGCUCAAGAUUUCUGCUGGAAACAAGCAAGUUGGUAUCUCAUAACAACAGAAGGAAUGAGACAAGAAAUUGGCGUCGUGAUAGAGAAAAGAGAGAUGACCACGAUGAAGUGUGCAGUGUGAGAAGUGAGGGUGGCAGCGUUCGAGGAUCCUCCAGAGGCAGAGGAAGAGGACGAGGCAGAGGAAGAGGAAGAGGCAAAGGAAACAAUAGAAUGAACUUUGAAUAUUCAAUUGGUUAUCAAGAACUGUAUGGUGAAGGAACUGACCAAGUUUUUCAACCUGAGCUUAAUGCUAGUGUGAUGUAUUACUAUGGCGAUGGAACAGGAGUGCAGAUGUACUCUGUGGAUGAAGCACUUCUCAAAGAAUAUAUAAAGCAUCAAAUUGAGUAUUAUUUUAGCACAGAAAAUUUGGAAAGAGACUUCUUUCUGAGGAGAAAGAUGGACCAGCAAGGAUUUCUGCCUGUUUCAUUGAUUGCUAGCUUCCGUCGUAUGCAAGCUCUCACUACAAAUGCUGCACUCAUUUUGGAGGCCCUAAAGGACAGUACAGAAGUUGAAACUGUGGAUCAGAGGAUAAGAAAAAGAGUUGAUCCAGAAAAGUGGCCAAUUCCAGGUCCUCCUCCAAGCAGUCUGCCACCAACUGACUUUUCUCAGCUCAUCAAUUGUCCAGAAUUCAUACCAGGCCAAAUUUUUGGCUCGCAUACUGAGUCAGCACCGAAUUCUCCAAGAAUGGGAAGUGCUCUGAAUCCAAAGGAGAACACUGAAACGAGUAAUUUUCAGACAAUAUCAAAAGGAUUGUCUACAAGUUUGCCUGAUUUGGACUCUGAACCUUGGAUAGAAGUGAAGAAGAGGCAUCAUACAUCCACAGUCAAACUAAAGGACAGCGUUCCUGUAUCUGAUCAAACAUCAGACCACCAACAGCCACCCCUGCCUUCAGAGGAACAAGAGCAAGAAGAACUUGAUUUCUUGUUUGAUGAAGAAAUGGAACAAAUUCAGAGGCAGAAGAAUAAAUUUACUGAUUGGUCAGACAGUGAUUCCGAUUAUGAAAUUGAUGAUCAGGACAUAAACAAGAUUUUGAUUGUAACACAGACACCACCAUAUCUGAGAAAACAUCCUGAUGGAGAUCAUACUGGCAAUCACAUAUGCCGUGCAAAAAUCACAUCAGAACUUGCUCAAGUUAUUAAUGAUGGCUUAUACUACUAUGAACAGGAUUUGUGGAUGGUGCAGAGUGAAAACGAAAAUGACACUUUGAUGAAGCAAGAGAUUGAGGAUUUUAAGAAACUAAGUCUCAUUAGUAAGGAAGAUUUUGAUAAUCUUGCACCAGAAGAAAUUGCUGAUCCAACCCAAGAAGUUUCUCCAGGACCUCCAGGGUUACGAAAAAAUUUAGCUUGUCAUUUGUUGAGUACUGAAGUACCUCCAACAGCAGCAAUAGCUCGAUCACUGCCAACAGCAGUUCCAGAUCCCCCCUGUGUUCACUUGGGCUUCACCCUGCGAACACCUCGCACCCCAAGGCUACAGGAUCCCAACAAAACACCCAGGUUCUACCCUGUUGUUAAAGAAGCACGAUCUGUUGAUGUAAAGACUCCAAGAAAAAGAAAAACACGGCACAGUACAAAUCCUCCCUUGGAAUGCCAUGUUGGUUGGGUGAUGGAUUCCAGAGACCACAGGUCAAGAACUUCCUCUGUGAGCAGUUCCAAUGCUUCGCCUUCAGAAGGAGCUCCACUGGCAGAAAGUUAUGGCUGUACCCCAAAUUCUCUUCCAAAGUUUCAGCAUCCUUCUCAUGAACUGUUAAAGGAAAAUGGCUUUACUCAACAGGUGUACCACAAAUAUCGUCGAAGGUGUCUAAUGGAGAGGAAACGGUUGGGAAUUGGCCAGUCCCAAGAAAUGAACACACUCUUUCGCUUCUGGUCCUUUUUUCUGAGAGAUCACUUUAACAAGAAAAUGUAUGAAGAAUUCAAACAAGUUGCUCUAGAUGAUGCAAAAGAACACUACAGGUAUGGAUUGGAAUGCUUGUUUAGAUUUUACAGCUAUGGCCUAGAAAAGAAAUUCAGGCAAGAGAUAUUCAAGGAUUUCCAAGAAGAAACAAAGAGAGACUACGAAGCUGGUCAGCUAUAUGGACUGGAAAAAUUUUGGGCUUAUCUAAAAUACUCUCAGCACAAGACUCCAGCCAUUGACCCCAAACUGCAAGAAUACCUUAGUAAAUUUAAGAGACUGGAGGACUUCAGAGUGGAUCCUCCCAUUAGUGAAGAGUCUGGCAGGAAGAGACCAGUUGCUGCAACAGGUGAGGAUUCAGCUCAUCACAAACAUCAGUCCAAUUCUUCUAAAACACUUCUUGUCACUAAACCCUCAGCUGCCUGUCAGUCCCAGGCAUUGGGAAAUGCUACCAGUGGGAAUACUGUGCAAGCAUCCAUAGGCCAUAACAAUGCUGCCAGGAAAUCUAUAGAAAGUGAUGUACCAGAAAAAUAG